This is a messenger RNA of Acanthocheilonema viteae, 531 nucleotides long. NCBI's taxonomy places the organism in Eukaryota, Metazoa, Nematoda, Chromadorea, Rhabditida, Onchocercidae. The record is from the annotation of a GenBank genome assembly.
AUGUUAAGACACAAAAACUCAGUCGAUAUUAUUCAUCAAGUAGAGAUUGUUGGUGUCGCGCGGAUUGUGUAUGAUGAAAAGGCAAUGAAGUCAUUUCAGGGUUUAUUAAUUGAUAAAAAUGGCAGAUGCUUUUCAUUAAGUGGUUACAUUGUUCCAGACGAAAAGCAAUAUAAAACGCAACAAUCAACAGUUUUGUCGGCAAAUUUUGAUGUGUUAGAUGAAGCUAGCCAUAAUUUUAAAAUUGAUAAUGUAAUCAUGAAAUUAGAUAUUGAACCAAAAACAAGACAUCGUAGGAUAACCUUAGAGCAUCCAUUACUCAAAUUUAUUACCGAAAGAUGUCAUCGUGGAUACAAGGCAGAUAUAGAAAUUUUUGAACAUAUAAAUCCUCAAAUGGUUGGCUAUGGUUGCGAUCUUUUUGUUGGAAAUAUGACAAUUCGUAUAAUAAGUACAAACUCUUUUGUACCGUUAGAACGACGUUUAAGUGUAAUGGAUGAUAAUGUCGUCGAAUCGUCCAGUGAUUUUCUGGCCUAA